AUGGCGGCGGCGUGUCUUGUGCGCCUGUUGCCGCUUGCUUCGGCGCCUGGUAACUACAGCCCCGCACCCGGGCCGGGGGUGCCUGAAGUCUGGCUCGUGGUGCACAUGAGAAUUCGCACCAGCGAGCCCAACUACUGCUUCGAGACGGUCGCCCGUAGGGACGGAUACGUCCACCCGGACAAUUGUAGUGAUUUGCCGAGCCCCAAGGACUACGACGAAGGCGGGUACUUCUACGGCCUUCCGGAGCAGUUGCGGCCCGAUCUUGAUAUCGAGGCAGCUGGGAAAGCGGCCCGAGAGGCACUUCCGGUUUUCGGCCGCCUUAAGGACGACAAUUGGGGCCUUCCCAGCACGUGA
Messenger RNA from Lasiosphaeria miniovina, 354 nucleotides. RefSeq lists its product as uncharacterized. The transcript has 3 exons. Bases 1 to 354 code for a protein of 117 amino acids. The record is from RefSeq and is a predicted model, not a curated record. Lineage: Eukaryota; Fungi; Ascomycota; Sordariomycetes; Sordariales; Lasiosphaeriaceae.